AUGGAAAUCCGGCUUGGUGCCCGCAUCGGCGACGUAGAGGCUCGGCUUAGUGCCCGCAUCGACCGGUUAGAGACACGUAUAGUGGUCGCCGAUCAAAACGGCGUUGCACGGCAGCAAAACGGCCUCCUCGUCACUACUAAAGAAUUCCCGCUCGAGACGUUACACUCCGUCCUAACCGGCAGCCCGAUUCCGGACUUCCCCGCCCAGUUGGCUGACAUCGACCAACUAACUGAUACGCAGGCGGAUAUUAUCCUGCGUCAACUAGGCGCUCCAAUGCAAGCGGGCAUUCAAGAAAAACGGAAGCCUAUCAGGGCCUUCUGUGGCGUCAGGCCCGCCUUCUGA
Messenger RNA from Lasiosphaeria miniovina, 342 nucleotides. RefSeq lists its product as uncharacterized. The record is from RefSeq and is a predicted model, not a curated record. The coding region runs from base 1 to 342 and encodes 113 amino acids. Lineage: Eukaryota; Fungi; Ascomycota; Sordariomycetes; Sordariales; Lasiosphaeriaceae. The transcript has 3 exons.